Molecule: messenger RNA, 2433 nt
Organism: Brugia pahangi
Lineage: Eukaryota; Metazoa; Nematoda; Chromadorea; Rhabditida; Onchocercidae
Source: the annotation of a GenBank genome assembly
AUGAAGGGAGCAAGUGCGCAGCGUGUAAUAAAUGGCACUGCCAAUGAUGUUUCAGUGGUUAAUCGAGAAAAGUGGUGGGGACAGCAGUUUACAGAAGAAAUUUCUCCUACAAAAUAUGUUUAUAACUAUUCACAAAUUGAUGCAAACCACCAGAGGACCCCAAUGUGUCGCAUUGCGGAGCUCGCUCGCUACAACAAAAUCAGGCAUGAGUACAAACUCAUGGAUGAAAGUGGACCAGCUCACAAAAAACAAUUUACCGUUUCACUUGUACUUACCCCUGAUCAGGUAUUUUAUGGCAAGGGAGCAUCCAUCAAGAAAGCGCAACAGUCAGCUGCUGAAACUGCCUUAAAUGGAACCAUUUUGCCUAAGCCACCAGAUAAGGUCUCUUCAAAAAAAGUCAGAAGUGAUUUUCAAAACCCAACAGUUCUACUCAGAUAUGUCGCAGGAAGACUUGGAGUUGAGAUCAAAUUCAUUGACGAAUCAGUGCCGAUAUGCCCAACGCCACCACAUCCAUUAACCCGUUUGCCAGUGCAACCACUCAUAAGGGCUCCCUUUAUCCCAGUAAUUAAUGAUCAGUUCUUGGUUCUUCCACCGCCUAGAGUAGUAUUUGGACAACCACGUGUCCCUACAACAUUGCAACCACUACCAGUUAUGAUACGGCCACCGGCUACAAUCAUUCCUCCGCGAUUUUCAUUUUUUCAUCGUUACCGACCGCAUUCACAACUUCACAAGGUUCGUUUGAUAUUAAGUAAAGAUUUCCCAGAGUUUAUUGGGAAGGGAAUCACGAAGAAGAGGGCAAAAAACAGUGCUGCUAAUGAGGCUCUUUCUUAUCUUGGACCUUAUUUGGCUACGUUGGAGGCACAGUCAAAAAACAAAACAAUGAGUGGGUCAAAGAACGGAUUAACGACGGUUGGAUGCGAAAGCAUUAGAAAAGAUAGUUUAAAAUCAGUUAUAACAACAGUACGCAAUGGAAAGCCAAAGUCUUCUAUCUCUCAAAUACACGAAUGUGCUCUUCAUAUGCGCAUGAAUGUCGAGUUUUUGGUUUUGAAAGAGGAAGGACCAGCUCAUGACAGGCACUACUUAUUACGCUGUAAACUUAUCUCAGCAGAGCGGGUUAUCUCUGCGGAUGGUGAAGGAAGCAGUAAGAAAAUUGCGAAACAAAAUGCUUGCUCACUGAUGCUAACUAAAUUACAAUCUGUUGAAUCUUCUCCAAUUUUUAUCGCUGCUGCAAUGUUGAAAUCGCAGAAAAAAAUCGGAGCACCAAAGGAACUUAAACGAAAGACGAUUAGCAAGGAUAUGAAAAUGAAUCCGGAGUAUGGUCAUCAAAUUAACCCAGUCAGUCGUUUGAUGCAGAUUAUGCAAGCCCGUAAGCAAAAUGAACCAAAAUUCCAACUUGUUGCUGAGCGUGGACAAAGUCGUUAUAAAGAAUUUGUGAUGGAGGUGAUCUGCGAUGAUGGCCUUCGUUGUGAAGGUAUAGGACCCAAUAAAAAACUUGCGAAGCGUGCUGCGGCUGAAGCAGUGCUAGCAAGGACUGGAUAUGUAAAGCCGAUGCCGAAACCUGGAAAAAGUCUUUUGAAGAAAAAAGCUAAGGAAUAUGUGCAGCGACCACAUAUUGGCAUGUUCGAGCUUGAAAAAGGGGAAAAAUUAGUGCGACAAAUGAGUGGGAAGGAAGAUGAAGCAGGUGAUAUUGAGAAAGUCUCAGAAGUUACUUUAUCUGUGACUGCGUCUAUGGGAUCACAAGUUAUGGCUUUCGCUGACGUUGAUAGGACUUUGUAUGCCGGUGAACAAAAAGAUGUCUGUGGUAGCACUGCUGCUGAAACUAAGAGUAUUAGUGAUAAAGAAAAUGACGAUGCAAGACGACAUGCUGCUCCUCAGCCAAAGCGUCGUGUUACUUUCAGUAAUGAAGUUAGUGCCUGUCCACCACCUGAUGACAGCAACUACCCUUCAUCCCUGAUAACACCAUUGAAAUCGGAAGUAGUUGUCGUCAACAAGAUUCGCAAAAAAGGCCGUGACUCGAAAAAAUGGCUAACCGAAGUUGAGAAGAAAGAAAUUGCUGAAAUGGCUCAAGAUUUUUUCAAAUACUGUAACAUCAUCCACUCGCUAAAAAUAGGGGAAAAAACCGAGAAUGACGGGGUUUUAUUGAUGGAUCGUCAGAUGGAGCAGUUAUCUCUGAAUGAGAUGUCGUCAUCCACAGCAUGUUCAGCUGCUAGAUAUCAUCUGGAAUCUAUAGCGGAACAUUACAAAUUUUCAGUCAAUUAUACCGAUUUUCCUGUGACUCCGAAUGGAAUUGGUGAUCAAUAUUUUUCACUUAUUUCGAUUGGAAUUGAUAAGCCUAUCGUAUGUCACGGAAGUGGGAAUACCGAAGAGGCUGCUCAUGAGGAUGCUGCUCGCAAUGCCUUAUUGCUUCUUUGUAAAAUUUGGAUGGUAUACUAG